Molecule: messenger RNA, 1980 nt
Organism: Adineta ricciae
Lineage: Eukaryota; Metazoa; Rotifera; Eurotatoria; Adinetida; Adinetidae
Source: the annotation of a GenBank genome assembly
AUGCAAUCUCAACGCAUCAAGAAGAACGUCAUAUCGAAACAGCAGUUCGAUACGUUUUUUUCUUCGUUUUCGAAUCUCAAAAUUUCAAUCGAAAUGGGUAAUCUGCAUGGUAAAGAUCGGUUGCCAAAACAUCAUCCCACUCUCGGUCCUUCGUCGAAGACGAGUCCUGUCGAUGACCCAAGUGAUCCUCCAUUCGUUGUGGUCUGGUGUGAUGCAUCGAUCGGUUCAGAUACAAAUGCUAGCGAUGAUGUGAAUACCUUAAUACAAUUGACACGUAUUGUGAAUAGAAAGCGGCAGUUGAUCCAUACUUUCAUUCAUGGUCUUCAUCAAUUACAUUCGGUUUAUAUAUUCUGUUUUAAUAAACCAAAAUACGAUCAGUGGGCGAAACAAUUCAAUAAAAUUCGUGGAGUUUAUACUGAAAUCGAUGAAAUAUGUGACUAUUUGCGAAAAUACUUUGCUGCCCAAUCAACAAUAUCUGACGAAGAACAAUUACAAUUCGACAUUUUCAGGAAAAAUCCUGAUUUAGCUUCGGGCGAUCGACAAGACGUUCCGUUUCUUCAUUCUAUUCUCAUCAAAUUGAUUUUGUCGAACAUGAAUUUAAUUAAAAUUGAAGACAUGAUUAAUUACUGCCGGAUUGAAUAUUCGAGUCCUCAUCAGCAGCAUUUAAUCAAUGAUUUAGAAAAGGUCUACACGCAAUAUGAUCCUGUUUGGUGGUAUACACGGGACAGUUUUCUCCAAACUAUUGUUAAUCGUGCUCUACAAAUCAAUGAUCUAUUUACUCUAUGUACGAUGAGUCCGUUCAUACAACAACUUGUUAAGCAACUUGCAACUUCACAUGAAGAACAGAACACUUCAAUGUCAAAAGACUUAGUGUUGUAUUCAUAUCAAUUAUUAUCAUUUGAUGAUUUUGAAAAAAUCAGAUUAAACCAAGGAGGACUAAUGUGUAUUAAUCAAUUUACUUCUGCUAACAGCGAAAAAGCGAUACCUUUGACAUUUCUGCAACAUCAAGCAGCACCACCUGCCGCAACGCCAGCCACGACACCAGCAACAUCAUUAGCCACAACGCCAGUCACGAUACCAGGCGCAACACCAGCACCAGCAGCAACGCCUGCAUCAACGUUUGCAACAACACCAACAACCGACACCGUUACCAUCAAUCCCAUUCAGAUCAAUGCAAUUCUCAACAUCACAAUUCCGCAUGGCGCGACACCGAAUGUUCCGUUUGCGAACAUUGGUGCAGACAGUGACUUUGUUCACGAAAAUGACUAUCUCAUAUCUAUGACAAGUAUCUAUCGAAUUGAUAAGCUUGAGCAAUUUCCGGAAGAUCCUGCGUCUUGGCAUAUCUAUCUGACGUUAAUUGGUGAAAAAGAUGAGCAAUAUACUGAUAUAGUGCAUUACUUAACUUUAACUUAUAAGCUUGAAGAGUCCACUCUACCUGAACUCGCAUCAUCCGUUACACACAAACUGUAUCAAUUCAAAUCAACACGCAAACUAUUUGAAAAAGCCUACUCUUCGAAAAUUCGACAAAUGCGUACGGGUCUGAUGAAUUAUAAUAUGGGUGUGAUUUACGAUUGUAUGAGUGAAUACGCAAAAGCUAUUAGCGAAUAUAAAUACGGUGUAGAGUUCGUUCGGCAAACCACACCGGACGGGUUUUCCGUCGAUCAUGCAUGUCUCGCACCGGUAUUUUCGAAUGUGGGGAUAUCGUACGAACGAUUACACGUCUUUUCCAAUGCAGUGGAUCAUGGAUUUCGUGCAGUGACUAUUGUAUCGGACAUGGAUGAGAAAACCUGUCCAUUUCGAAAAGAACUUUUGGCUUCCGCAUACUUCAAUCUUGGCUUAAUUCAUGAGUUGGAUAUGAAAUUUCCUCAAGCGAAAAUGUUUUAUGAACAAGCUUUGAAAUAUCGACGUCAAGUAUUGUCUCCUGAACAUCCCGAUAUGAAAAGUUUAAAACACACUUUGAGUUUAUUAACAUCUGAAUAA